Molecule: messenger RNA, 1101 nt
Organism: Acomys russatus (golden spiny mouse)
Lineage: Eukaryota; Metazoa; Chordata; Mammalia; Rodentia; Muridae
Product: MHC class I-like protein MILL2
Exons: 5
Coding region: 1-984 (327 amino acids)
Biological process (GO): immune response; antigen processing and presentation of endogenous peptide antigen via MHC class I via ER pathway, TAP-independent; positive regulation of T cell mediated cytotoxicity
Cellular component (GO): external side of plasma membrane
Source: RefSeq, a predicted model, not a curated record
AUGGCCAACAUCGGUUCUACCCUGUAUCGUGCUAAUAUAAUAGGGUCAAGCUACAGCAAGAGGCCUCGAUCCCACACUCUACGCUAUGACCUCAUGACCUUUUUUCGGGAGGUGUCUGGGGAGCCCCAGUUCCUGGCCCAGGGAUACCUUGAUGAUGAGCUCUUGCUGCGCUACGAUGGGGACAAAAGGACAGCAGAGCCCUGGGGACCUGGGUUCGAGGGGCACGGGGGAGCUGAGACCUGGGCAAGAGAGACUGAGACCCUGCGGGAGAAGGAGGAACAUCUCAGGGAGAUGCUGGCUGACGUCAUAAGCCAGCAGAGCCAGAACAAGGGCCUUUCCACCCUCCAGGCAACCAUGGGCUGUGAGCUUCAGAGAAAUGGGAGCACUAGAAGCUUCUGGAACCUAGGCUAUGCUGGACAGAACUUCCUUACCUUUGACCCGAAGACUCUCACAUGGGCAAUGGCUGUGCCCCACACCCAGCAGAUCAAAACCUUCUGGGAGACACGUGCACCCAGAGCUGAUCUGGUUAAGAUGUUCUUGGAUGACACCUGUCCUACUCAGCUCCAAAGACACCUGGCUUCCUUGAGAAAUGUUCUGCAGGAUACAGGGCCCCCAAUGGUGACUGUGACCCUCAGGAAUUACCCAGUGGGCAGGAUCACACUGACAUGCUGGGCUUUUAAGCUGUAUCCUCGUGUGGCCACCCUGGUCUGGCUUAGGGAUGGGAAGCCGGCACAGCAGCAUACCUUUGGGCCCGGGACCAUCCUGCCUAGCGGGGAUGGGACCUACCAGACCAGGGUGUCCAUUUGGGUCCUUCCUGGACAGGAAGCUCAGUUCACCUGCAACCUGAAGCACCACAGCUACAACAUAGAAAUCCCUGCCGUCUCUGGGCACCCUACUGCGCACAUUGGUGAUGCUGCCAGCUCCGCCACUGCCUCAGCUGUUUCCAUACUCCCCGUUGUGUUGGUGCUGACAGGAGCCAACUGAAGCCAGAAGGCAAAGUACAGGGAAACUACAAGGUAAGGAAUCCCUGCUGGAGAAUCUGUUUUCUUCCUCUAGUUUGUGACUGUGAGAUACCAGAAGAGCUAAAAGUUGGAUUUCAGG